Molecule: messenger RNA, 897 nt
Organism: Podospora pseudopauciseta
Lineage: Eukaryota; Fungi; Ascomycota; Sordariomycetes; Sordariales; Podosporaceae
Exons: 2
Coding region: 1-897 (298 amino acids)
Source: RefSeq, a predicted model, not a curated record
AUGCACCAACUAUAUUCCCCUCUCUUGAUUGCUGCAAUCCUACAACUAUGCUCAGCCACCACACCUCUGAUCGCCAAGCCAGACCCUCACAUUUGCGGCCUCAGACUCAACAGCACCAAAGACCACCCCUGCACCAGUGUCCACGCCGGCCUUGACAUUCCCACCCUGAGCCUGCGAGAUGACUCGGAUAACCAGUCCUUCCGAUGGGGGGAGGGGGAGUGUUACGCCAUGGCGUUUGCCGAUGACCACACCAUCAUCAUCAUCUCUCCCGACUGGCGGACCAACCUCAAGCUCAUCACCAUCUCGCACAACGCCAUGAAGAAACGGGCUGACGAGAAUGGGUGUCACAUUCGCGCCGGCCAAACGACAACCCGCCCCCCCAAGGACCUUCCGAAGAAUGUCGGCAUGUCGGCCAGCCAGUGCGUGCGCAAGCUGCGCGUCCCGGGUGUGAUUUUCAACAAUCAUCUCAGCUGGAUUGAUCAUGCCAGACAUGUGAGCGGUGCACCCGGGAUCUCUUGCCAGGUUUUGCUCUUGCUGACCAUGCCUUGCUUGCCGCAGCUUCGAGUCAAGGUUCUCAAAACCGAGCAGUACAUGCGGCGAAUCUCCAGCUCCAUCAGAGGACCCCCGACGUGGCAGAUGCGAAGUCUCUUCUGCUCCAAUGUUCGACCCAUGCUUUUCUACGCCGGCGCCGCGUGGUACCUGCCCGACAACAAGCGACAUGCGGACAGCUGGAACACGGCCUUGAAGAUGCUCGAAGCGGCUCAGAGGAAAUGUCUGGUGGUUAUCUCAGGCGCCGUCAAAUAUCCGCCCUCAGAAUUGCUCCUGCACGAGUUGCGCAUUGAGACUGUCGACCGUCUCUUAUGGUGGCCAAUUCACAGUCCACCGUGCUCGUCAUGA